Molecule: messenger RNA, 458 nt
Organism: Frankliniella occidentalis (western flower thrips)
Lineage: Eukaryota; Metazoa; Arthropoda; Insecta; Thysanoptera; Thripidae
Exons: 2
Coding region: 25-417 (130 amino acids)
Source: RefSeq, a predicted model, not a curated record
UGUCUUUUCGUCGUUUAGGUAGAAAUGGCACUUGCAUCUUGGUCAUCCCGCGGGGGCUGGAAGGACAACGCCCACAUUUUGAAGUUUAAGAAGAUUUGCUCUACCGGGAGAACGUACUUGCCAGUCGUCUGGGGUAACAUAAUGGACGCCGUAUAUGAUGAAAACAACAAAACAAGAAAGUUCUGCCCAUUCCCACCGGGCAAAUACGUGUUGGACAACUGUGAAGCUGAUCUGAGCAUUGCAAGAAAAGUUCCUGGCUUUUUCUACGGGAAAUGGAGACUGGACUUCAAGAUUUUGGAUCCAAAUUGGGAUUGCAUUUCGUGUAUGAGAAUCUACUUAAGUACGGUUCCUCUUACAUCUCAUGGUUCCCAGUUUGGUGCUAACACGGGAACAACAACAGAUGAAGUCAAUAAGUAGCAAAUAAAUAAAAAAAACUGGCCUGCCGGCCGGUAACGAGA